UAAUCCAUUGGUAAAUGCGAAAAAUGGCAUUAGAAGGAAAGUAAACGAGAAUGGCGGAGUCGGUAAUAGGAUCAUGAAAAAGAGAAGUGGGAAAAUAAGCAACCAAAGCCAAAUCCAUCAAGUCAGGCAGGCGCGCUAAAAGUCUGAACACUACACUCCUCUGACUUUCUCGUCACACUUUUUAACCAUUCUACUCCAACAAUCUGUCACUUCUUAAACUUUUCUUCAAAUAUCUAACAUUCCCACCAGUUUGUGAGGGAUUCAUAAAUGGCGGAUCCGCAGAGAAAAUGGGUGACCGACGAUGUAUUAACAUACGCAUAUCUUCUCCUCUACAUUGCACUCUCUAGUGGUCAGAUCUUCUUCAACAAGUGGGUUUUGUCUUCAAAAGAAGUAAACUUUCCUUAUCCCCUUGGAUUGACUCUGCUUCACAUGGUCUUCUCCUCAAUUCUAUGUUUUAUGCUUACCAAGGUUCUCAAGAUAAUGAAAGUUGAGGAAGGGAUGACUCUAGAUAUAUACAUUAGUUCGGUCAUACCAAUUGGUGCAAUGUUUGCAAUGACACUUUGGCUUGGGAACACUGCCUACCUUUAUAUUUCUGUUUCAUUUGCUCAAAUGUUGAAAGCAAUCAUGCCAGUAGCAGUUUUCAUUCUGGGGGUUGCAGCCGGACUUGAAAUGAUGAGCUGCAGAAUGCUUCUCAUAAUGUCAGUAAUCAGUUUGGGUGUACUUGUGGCUUCUUAUGGGGAAAUAGAUAUUAACUGGGUAGGUGUUGUCUAUCAAAUGGGAGGUGUUGUUGGAGAAGCUUUGAGGCUUAUAUUUAUGGAGAUUCUGGUGAAACGGAAAGGCCUGAAGCUCAAUCCCAUAUCUGUGAUGUACUAUGUUAGCCCAUGCAGUGCUCUUUGUCUUUUAGUUCCAUGGAUCUUUUUGGAGAAACCUAAGAUGGAUGAACAGAGGACAUGGAGCUUUCAACCUCUUAUUCUAACCCUGAAUUCUUUAUGUACCUUUGCCUUGAAUCUGUCAGUUUUUCUGGUGAUUCAACACACAAGUGCCCUGACAAUUCGUGUUGCUGGAGUUGUCAAAGAUUGGGUGGUUGUGCUGUUAUCCGCACUUCUUUUUGCUGAUACGAAAUUGACACUGAUUAAUCUUUUUGGUUAUGCUAUUGCUAUUGCAGGUGUAGCAGCAUAUAAUAAUCACAAGCUAAAAAAGGGAACUUCCCAAGCAAGUUCAGAUGAGUCUGAACCCACUCAAUCUGUACCUUUAAUACAAUCUUCAAAUUCCAACAAGUAGAUAGAUAUAUGUGAAGAACAGCCUCACAAUUUAUUGUGAGGUCUUGCAUGUAAAUGAUGGGAAUUGUUCAAGUUCUUGUAAUCUCUUAUUUGGGGAUGGGAUUUGACAUACUGGCUCAAGAUUUUUCUUAUGAGAAGCCAUCGUGAAACACAGUGAUAUUUGACUCUAAAGCAUGCUUGUGGAUGCAACCUUUUCUGAUUGCUGCUGCUUUUGAAUUUGGAGGAUUUUUGUGAUACAUGUGAUGAUCGAAACAAAAAAAGUUAUACUUGUAUGACAUAGAGAGUUCGGACCUUGUUCUGGACGAAAAUAGGCUGGACUGACAUCAAAAUUAAACACGCUGACAGUUAACAUACUACAAUGUAUUGCAGACAUUUUGGGUUUCAGCAGUUUUUGGUUGAAAUUCUUUUAUAUACAAGGCUGUUGUUGGUGCAAUUGAGUUUUAUUCUUCUUCUGUAUUAUGUUCUGCUCAGUAUGAGACAAUGUUUUCAAUGCCUAAGUAGGAUAUUUCAGAAUGAUAGAACUUAUAUAUAUACAAAUUGUGAGUUCAUGUUGGUAAAAUGAGAUUUGCAGGAUUGCAUUGCUCGGCUACUGCCUACUGAUAAGUGGAAGAUCCCAUGGACCAGGCUUUUGAUGGAACUCCUCGACACAAAGGACACUGAAGGGUUGACAGGUGAUGAAUAGGUGAAAAUAUGUUUGCUCAGAUUGUUCAUUAACAUGGGAUUUGCUUUGUAAUUUUUAUUGAAUUUAUGUUGAUAUCAAAUCAUUCACUCUUCUGACAGAUAUUUUGUUUCAAAUUUCCUU
Molecule: messenger RNA, 2082 nt
Organism: Solanum lycopersicum (tomato)
Lineage: Eukaryota; Viridiplantae; Streptophyta; Magnoliopsida; Solanales; Solanaceae
Product: probable sugar phosphate/phosphate translocator At3g14410
Cellular component (GO): Golgi apparatus; trans-Golgi network; endosome
Molecular function (GO): antiporter activity
Source: RefSeq, a predicted model, not a curated record